Messenger RNA from Pogona vitticeps (central bearded dragon), 1792 nucleotides. It is a transcript of the gene YWHAH, whose product is annotated as tyrosine 3-monooxygenase/tryptophan 5-monooxygenase activation protein eta. The record is from RefSeq and is a predicted model, not a curated record. Lineage: Eukaryota; Metazoa; Chordata; Lepidosauria; Squamata; Agamidae.
UCCGUUGAGGGCGCGCGCUUGGACGCGAGGGGCAGAAGCCCGAGGGCGCGUCUGCGCGUGCGCGGCUCCUCCGUUCUCCUGACCGCCCGCCCGCCUGCCUGAGGUAAAAAAAGAAGAUUUAGCCGCUUCAGGAGAAGGAGGAAGGGACGGUAACGACGUUACUACCGGUCACCCCCCCCGCCCCGGUUCGCCUCCGCCUCCUGCAGCGCCUCGGCUGUCCCCGUGUCCGACCCACCGAGCGAGGGAGCGACCGGCGCAGCGGCCAUGAGCGACGGCGAGCAGCUCCUUCAGCGGGCCCGCCUGGCCGAGCAGGCGGAGAGAUACGACGACAUGGCUUCGGCCAUGAAAGCGGUGACUGAGCUGAAUGAGCCUCUUUCCAACGAAGACAGAAACCUCCUGUCUGUAGCGUACAAGAACGUGGUGGGUGCCAGGCGCUCUUCCUGGCGGGUCAUCAGCAGCAUAGAACAGAAGACCAUGGCCGACGGUAAUGAGAAGAAGCUGGAGAAGGUGAAGGCCUACAGGGAGAAGAUCGAGAAGGAGCUAGAGACAGUAUGCCAUGAUGUCCUGGCUCUCUUAGACAAGUUCCUCAUCAAAAACUGCAGUGACAUUCAAUAUGAGAGCAAGGUCUUCUACCUGAAAAUGAAAGGGGAUUACUACCGCUACCUGGCAGAAGUCGCUACAGGCGAGGAGAAGAACAGUGUGGUGGAAGCAUCAGAAGCCGCAUACAAAGAAGCCUUUGAAAUCAGCAAAGAGCACAUGCAGCCCACGCACCCCAUCCGGCUGGGGUUGGCGCUCAACUUCUCUGUGUUCUACUACGAGAUCCAGAACGCCCCCGAGCAGGCCUGCCUUCUUGCCAAACAAGCCUUUGACGACGCCAUUGCAGAGCUGGACACCCUCAACGAGGAUUCCUACAAGGACUCCACCCUGAUCAUGCAGCUCCUUCGAGACAACCUCACCCUCUGGACCAGCGACCAGCAGGAUGAGGAAGCCGGGGAGGGCAACAACUGAAGGGCCUUCUGUGCCACAGCUUUCCAUCAACUACCCACCUCAUCACCAUCACCAACACUUCUUUGCCACGAUCACACAACGCAUUUAGUGCUAAGCAUCUCUGUCUCGUUGGCACAGCUGUGACGUUUGCUGGGCAUGGCAUCAGACGGGACUUUGUGGGCAUAGCGGGACUUCAGCGGUAGUCAGCCCUGUUUACUCUGGGGGCAUAUUAAUUGUGUGGAAAGAAACUUUAAAUGAGGAAUUUUCGUUUCGUUUGGUCCAUACUGUAUUAUAUGAGUUCAUGAGAGCAUGGAAAGUGAUUAAGAAGAAUUGAUCAGAAAUCAGACCUGUACAUUUGCCCUUUAGAAGGAGUGUCUUGCGUCUGUUCUUCAGUCCCCUUCGUACAGUGCAAGAACACAGAACCUGCCCAGUGGGAGUGGCUCCAUGCCAGUGCGGACUGACUUUGCCUGACUCCUCCACUUUAGUAUGUGGGGCUCUGUAGUGAUAUGUGCUUGUCUCUUACAUGCACAGACUGGGCUUCAGGCAAGGCAUCUGGAGGUUUUGGUUUCGACACGUGUAUGCUUUUGUUUUUUUAAGUUUUGAAGAAUCAUGGCAGGUCUUUUUUUAUUUUUGUAAAUUCUUUGGUUGUUCCAUUGCCUGUGUAUUCUGACCACACUGUGUCAAUGUUAUCCCAUGUUAAGGUGGAUGAUAAUGAGAUGCCAGACUUCAAAAUUAAGUGUUUUGGAAUUAAAAAAAAAUAAUUAAGGAAAUAAAGUGCUGCUUUGAGGAGAUAAGCUGAAAGAUG